Molecule: messenger RNA, 2565 nt
Organism: Trichoderma virens Gv29-8
Lineage: Eukaryota; Fungi; Ascomycota; Sordariomycetes; Hypocreales; Hypocreaceae
Product: subtilisin like protease
Exons: 3
Coding region: 1-2565 (854 amino acids)
Biological process (GO): protein processing
Cellular component (GO): trans-Golgi network; Golgi membrane
Molecular function (GO): serine-type endopeptidase activity
Source: RefSeq, a predicted model, not a curated record
AUGAAGGUCGCUUCUGUUCUUGGGCUCGCCGGACUGGUGGCCCUGUCGCAGGGCGCCAGAAUUGCCAGAGACUACGACAAGAAUGACUACUAUGUCCUGCAUCUCGACCGGUCCGUACAGCCUGGCGACGUCGCCAUGCGUCUAGGCUUGACGCACGAAGGCCAACUUGGAGAGCUCACCGACCACCACGUUUUCCGCGCUGAGAAGCAUGAGCGAGAUGUUGUCAGAGAGGAGGUUCGAGAGCGCAAGAGGAGGAAGCGAGAUAUUGGCGGAUACGAUGUCCUGGACGGGGUCCUCUUGACCACCAAGCAGAAGGCUCGCAGCCGUCUACAAAAGAGAAUCAUUCCGCCACGUCCACCCAUAGAUAUGGUUCAACGCUCCCCUCAAAAGCCAGACGAUUCGGCGGUCCGUACGCAGGAGAAUGUCAUGAGGGACUUGAGCAUUGCCGACCCGAUAUUCAAGGAGCAAUGGCAUCUGUUCAACACGGUGCAACUUGGCCAUGACGUUAAUGUUACCGGACUCUGGCUUGAGGGCAUCACCGGCAAGAAUGCGACUGUUGCCAUGGUCGACGACGGACUUGACAUGUACAGCCGAGACUUGAAAGACAACUACUUUGCCGAAGGUUCUUGGGAUUUCAAUGACAACGACCCGGAGCCGAAACCAGAGCUGUCAGACGAUAGGCACGGAACGAGAUGCGCUGGCGAGAUUUCUGCAGUGCGCAACGAUGCGUGCGGCGUUGGUGUUGCAUACGACUCCAAAAUUGCCGGUAUUCGGAUUCUCAGCAGCCCUAUCAGCGAUGCGGAUGAAGCCGAAGCCAUGAUUUACAAGUAUCAGCAGAAUCAAAUCUACUCCUGUUCCUGGGGACCUCCAGACGAUGGAAGAUCCAUGGAAGCCCCUGACGUCUUGAUACGACGAGCCAUGCUCAAGGGCAUCCAGGAGGGUCGCGGAGGCCUUGGUUCCAUCUACGUCUUUGCCAGUGGUAACGGUGCGGCUAGCGGCGACAACUGCAAUUUCGAUGGAUAUACCAACUCCAUCUAUAGCAUAUCCGUCGGCGCAGUCGAUCGUGCUGGCCAACACCCCUACUAUUCGGAACACUGCUCUGCCCUGCUUGUUGUUACCUAUAGCAGUGGUGGUGGCGAUGGCAUACACACAACUGAUGUUGGAGAAAAUGCCUGUUACGGCAUGCAUGGUGGUACGUCAGCCGCGGCACCCCUCGCAGCGGGUAUUUUUGCCUUGGUCUUGCAAGUUCGCCCGGAUCUGACAUGGCGGGAUAUCCAAUACCUUGCUAUGGAUACCGCCGUCAAACUGGUCGACGAUACAGAAGCUGAGUGGCAGACUACUGCUGUCGGGAGACAGUUUAGCCACACGUUUGGCUAUGGCAAGAUCGACUCUUACGCUCUCGUUGAGAAGGCCAAGACGUGGAAGAAGUUGAAGCCCCAAGCCUGGUACUUUUCUCCCUGGCUGCACAUCAAAAAGGACAUCCCCGAAGGCAACGACGGAUUGGUUGUGAGCUUUGAUGUGACCCCUGAGAUGCUCAAAGAGGCCAACUUGGCUCACGUGGAGCACGUCACCGUUACCAUGAAUGUGGCACACACUCGACGUGGUGAUUUGAGUGUGGAUCUGAUCAGCCCUGAGAACGUCAUCAGCCAUAUUUCUGUCACUCGUAAGGGGGAUAAUUUUAAAGGCGGAUACGAUGACUGGACGUUUAUGAGUGUUGCCCACUGGGGCGAGACUGGCGUUGGCAGAUGGACACUUGUUGUCCGAGACACAGAGGUGAACCACGAGAAGGGCAGAUUCAUUGACUGGCACCUCAAGCUCUGGGGCGAGAGCAUUGAUGCUAGCCAGGCCAAGAUUUUGCCCAUGCCAUCAGAGAAUGACGAUGCCGAUCACGACCAGAGCCUGUCUACUAUAUCCGGUGCAGCCUCAACCAAGACGAUUGCGGCAGCAAGCUCAACUAAGACGGCGACUAUCACAGGCAACCCUACCGACCACCCUGUCCGACCCACGAAGCCUGGAGCCAAACCCACGGAGUCAACAAAGCCUCAAGAGGGCCCUGUGGAUGAAAAGCCAUCCGAUACCGAGCACGAAGUCGCAUCCGGCACUUCAUCAGCUCAACCAUCUGGCACGACCAGUGCGUCCUCAUCGUGGGUUUCCUGGCUUCCAACCUUUGGAACCAAGGCCAAGAUCUGGAUCUAUGGCGCCAUUGGCUUGAUUGCCGCCUUCUGCUGCGGUCUCGGCAUCUACCUCUGGAUCGCCCGCCGCCGCCUUCGCAACAACUCCCGCAACAACUACGAGUUUGAGCUCCUCGACGAGGAGGAGACUGAAGGUCUGAAUAGCGCGGAAAAGGGACCCAAUGCGGGCAAGAAGACCCGACGAACUCGCGGCGGAGAGCUCUACGAUGCCUUUGCGGGCGGCAGCGACGACGACGAUGAGUUUGACGAGUACAGGGAUCGAUCGGCUGACCGGCUGGCGGGCCAUAACCCCGAUGAGCCGGAGCACUAUGCCGUUGGCGAGGAUAGCGACGAUGAUGACAAUCUUACGGAAAAGCAAGGAUUACGGCAGUGA